Ostrea edulis (European flat oyster) is the source of this 820-nucleotide messenger RNA. RefSeq lists its product as uncharacterized. NCBI's taxonomy places the organism in Eukaryota, Metazoa, Mollusca, Bivalvia, Ostreida, Ostreidae. Bases 134 to 679 code for a protein of 181 amino acids. Gene Ontology annotation, molecular function: metal ion binding. The record is from RefSeq and is a predicted model, not a curated record. The transcript has 8 exons.
ACGAUACUGUAUAUUUGUAUAACGUGUGCAUACGUUCUAUAUUAUACUUUAUUCAUUCCGCCUUGAUCACAAACACGUCCCUGGACGAGGAAUUGUAUACUUUAAUUGAUCAAAGAUUCAUCUGAAGAUAAAAAUGUCUGACCCAUGUAACUGCAAGAAAACGGGAAAUUGUCUGUGUUCAGACACCUGUCCCUCCACUGGGUGUAACUGUGCUUCUGGGUGUAAAUGUGGAGCCGGCUGUAAAUGUCCCGGAUGCCAGAUUGUUUGUAAAUGCAACGGUUCCUGUGCAUGCGGAGUAGGGUGUACUGGACCUGACACGUGCAAAUGUGCUGCUGAUUCGGGAUGUAGCUGCAAAUACAAAGAAGUGAUCAAUAAAAUCAACACAAUAACAUCAACGGACCAAAACAUCAAUUCAAUUAAAGUCAUUCUUUUCCAGAUUCAUCUGAAGAUAAAAAUGGCUGAUCCAUGUAACUGCAAGAAAACGGGAAAUUGUCAGUGUUCAGACACCUGUCCCUCCACUGGGUGUAAUUGUGCUUCUGGGUGUAAAUGUGGAGCCGACUGUAAAUGUCCCGGAUGCCAGAUUGUUUGUAAAUGCAACGGUUCCUGUGCAUGCGGAGUUGGGUGUACUGGACCCGACACGUGCAAAUGUGCUGCUGAUUCGGGAUGUAGCUGCAAAUAGUGAAUUAAUGGUCGCAUGAACAGGCGAUAUUCAUUCAUACAUAGACAACAAUACACACAUAAUAUUGACUAUAAUCCAUAUUUUCAUAUCUUUUUUCAUAUUCUGUGAUUUUAUUGACGAAAUAAAUAAGUGAAAUUAAAA